AAGCCCCUCCUUUGCGAGGUCAAAUUUUAACCGUAGACAACAACACCUGUUGGUGCCUUCGAGUGAUUUCCAGCGCCUUCACCACAGGGCGGAGCUACAACCGUGAUUUACAAAGCAAGGUUGACGUCUGCAGACAACAAGCGCCAUCUGUUUACCUUCUCGUCCCUGCCUUAAUCAAAACGUCGAACGACAGUGAAAUAUGGUGACGAAGAGAAUUAGGUCGGAAUACAUGAAGAAAUUUAAAGAUCCGAGAUGGGACACUUAUGCAAAAUGUUAUGAGGAUUUGCUGAAGUACAGACUGUCAAGACGGCUGUUGGAGCAAGCGCACAACCCUUGGUUUUGGGGAGAAUGGGGAAGCGAGACAGGUUCCAGUGGCAAAUCUUCUCCUCUAAGUCGGAAUAAAGUCGAACCUCUGAGGCUCCAUGAUGAGAAACCAGAACGGUCCGCAUGUGUGACACCAGAACCAGCAGCUGAACCAGAACCACAGGGAGAAGUACAGGACAGAGACACUGCACACACCAAGCUAGUUACCAGAGUUGCUGAGCAGACUCAUCAAGGUCGGGAGGAAGAGAAUGCCAGAGAAUGCCCUCCUGCUCUCAACCAAGAAACCGACACGCAUAUCCUGAACACACCAAAGAGCAAACGCCGCUCUUCACACAAGUAUACAAGAUCAAAGGUCAAGCCUCAUGUCACCAAAGACGCUGACAAAGAGAACCGUCACCCUUUUGCCUUGUAUGCCUCAGGAGAGAGGCAGACAGAUAUGGCUUCUAAGAAAACCCAUAAUGUUGGUCCUGCAACAUCAACUGCAGAGAUCCAUGAGUCAGCGUUGCGAGCAAAAACCAGACGGGAGGUGGAAAAACAGAUGAAGAAAUUUGACAAACAAAGAGCCAGAUCUGUUGACUUAGAAAAGAACAUAAUUAAGAUUGUCCCCGAUUUCAACCCCUGGAUGACAGAGUACAUGCGCUGCUUUUCUGCUCGGUCUCGGUAGUAUUACUUUCAGAAAAUGUCUGUGACUAUCUAAACCUCUCAGGCUAAACAACCCAAAACACUCCACGUAAUGACUGGGGCAUCUGUCCAGUUCACGUCCUGUCUUCCAGAAUUGGUCACAAUGAAUUAAAAUCAAAUGAUAACUCAAGGUUUUUUAGGGGUUUAUUUACACCAUGGAUAUGUUGCAUUUACUGGUACAUAUCAAACAUGAAAACACAAUCCAUUGAUGCUGCAGGGCAAACUUUCAAACAAUCACAUGCCUUGUUGAUUUUGUAGGUGGUGUAGAUUUACAGGCCAUGAGAUUUACCAGUGUCUCUUUACACUCUUAGCCAAAAAGUGUUUAGUAAUUGUCAGACAAUUAGAGGCAUAUAAUGUGAUGUGUUGUAAUGUUGUGUAUUAUCUCCAUUGUUUACAUUGAUUAACAUUUAGAGUUAAUGUAAGGAAAUCUGUUUUGUAUUUUACAGAAAUUGUUAGUUACACCAACAUGAAUCUUUGUGAAGUGUUAAGCAACACUUACUUAAAUAGUCGUUCUAUUAUAUUAAUCUGUUUUCUUUGAUAUGAGCUAUAUUAGAUUUAACUUGUACAUUCACUCUAAUGGUGCAUUCCAUGAGUAUUGUGUAUUGUAUUGUACAUAAUGUAAAAAGUCACUGGUAUCUAACGCAUGAAACAUACACAGCAAAAUGACAAAUCAUGUUUAAAUGAGAUCAUACACAUCAAAGCCAUUCCAGCUGUUCAUCAUCAAGAAUAACUUUCAUUCAGUGUAAUGUUAUUUGGUUUUUAGUAGCACUCAGGUAUUUCGUGUUGUAUUUUACUGUAUGUAAUUUAUUUUUUAGGAAUAAUGAGAUUGGGAUAUUUGUACACCAUUUAUAUAAGGAUACUGAACUGAUUCUGAAUUCAGUAGUUGUUAUAUUUAGUUCAUCAUCUUUAAUGGAAGAAUGUUGUAUGAAUGUACAGGUAUUUUUUCCCCAUCACAUCUUUUUGGUCAGUUCUGGCAUGUAUUAUGUGAAUAGUGUUGGUUUUAGUGUAAAAGUAUUGAAGCCAUAAUGUAAAGCAAGUUUGGAGGGUAUUAAAGUUUAUGUGUUUUGAUUUCAGCUUGUGAAACUGUUUAAAUGUGUAACAUUUACAAUGGUGUUUCACCACACUAAUAGGUCACUAACAGUGAUGGGGACAUUUUUAAACACUUUCCUUAUGAGGAUGCAGUCUGGUAGUAAAUGUUAAGUCUUAACAUUUUAACAGGUUGCUGUUUAGAGGGAGUUAUUGGCAUGUUAAUGUAAAAAAAAAAAAAGUAUAAAACUUUUCACAAGCAUAAUAUGGAUGUAAAAGUAGUUCUUAUGUUUGUAGUUAAGGAUACUUUGUACACAGGCCUGCUAUUAAUAUAUGAAACUCUAUUCUCACUAAUGCACAAGUCAAAUGUAUUAUAUCACCAACUCAUUAGAGCAUGCUGUUCCUGGACAUAAGGAUUCUGCAAGCCUGCCAAGACCUUAUCCAUGUGUCAGACCCAAGGAGCAAUUUAAAUGUCUGGCAUUGUCUCUUAUUCACUUUAAAUUAAUUCAUUUAAUGAUUUUUUUUUUUUUUUUUUUUUUU
Ctenopharyngodon idella (grass carp) is the source of this 2571-nucleotide messenger RNA. It is a transcript of the gene ccsapb, whose product is annotated as centriole, cilia and spindle-associated protein b. Gene Ontology annotation, cellular component: ciliary transition zone; centriole; spindle. Lineage: Eukaryota; Metazoa; Chordata; Actinopteri; Cypriniformes; Xenocyprididae. Gene Ontology annotation, molecular function: microtubule binding. Gene Ontology annotation, biological process: regulation of mitotic spindle assembly. The record is from RefSeq and is a predicted model, not a curated record. The transcript has 4 exons. Bases 200 to 988 code for a protein of 262 amino acids.